Messenger RNA from Malassezia sympodialis ATCC 42132, 1791 nucleotides. RefSeq lists its product as uncharacterized. NCBI's taxonomy places the organism in Eukaryota, Fungi, Basidiomycota, Malasseziomycetes, Malasseziales, Malasseziaceae. The record is from RefSeq and is a predicted model, not a curated record.
AUGUCCUCGUACGCAAGCACGAACACCGAUGAAUCUAGCGAUACGGACGUCGAGCGAAGCGGAUCAGAGACUGGAGAUUCGGAAUCCAAUGAGGGGCCUGUGCACUCCGAGGCCCAAGCGCCCCCGCCUUUUCUAUACCCUGUACCCCAUUCGAUUGCCGAAGAGGUGCAUGCAGGUCCCACCGGCUUUUCCACCCCUCGAGCGCCCACGUUCACUGCAGCCCAUCAGGCCGACCAACUACAUAUGCAGGGACCCAGAUUUGUUCCCUCGCCUAUUCGGACUACGUUCGCGCGUGCGCCCAUGACGCACAGCUACUUGCAGCGUGGAUCUUCCGGUCGCACGCCUCGAUCGAGUCAGCCAACUUCGCCCAUGGAGCUGAAUCUCGGCGAGCACUCGGCCGUGGAUCAGCGGCAGACACAGAAGCUCUCGCCGACGAGCCAUGGUGGUCGGGCCGACACGGGGCCUGAUUCCGUGCCGCUGACACCAUCGGCCAUUGCGUUUCGCCGCUCAUCGACGGUGGGUAUGCCUACGAUGUGGAUGACAACGUCGCAUUCGAAUGCGCCCAGCGCCGUCAAUACGCCUACGGCAACUAACUUUGGCCAGCGCACACCGUCUGUGGCCACUCAGCCGGCCAUGUACUUCUCUACGCCUGGCUUAUCCGUUUCGUCCGCACACGGCAGCUCACGCGACGGCUCUCCCCGCUUGAACCGUAUUCCCAAGACGGACCCGUCGCCUACCAUGGGGUCCUUCCGGCUGGACCCUGCGCCAGCAGGUCCGCUAUGGAAGCGGCGCAUGGAGUACAAGCACCCGAGCAAGACGGUGUAUGGCUUCGCGACGAAAGAGGAUGAGCUGGCGGAGGACCAGGACCGUGCUGAGGAGCUAGCGUCUCGUCCUGCGACUGAGGGGCGUGAUGCCUCUUGGUUGCAGCAGCGGAAGAGUGCAACGCCCAUGAGCAGUCGGCGCUCUAGUUGGCAGACGACGACCCCGUCUGUGACCUCGGAGGGCGCGGAGAAGCUUCCGCAGUACACUUGCACGGUCCAUAUUGAGGGCUUUUUGCCGCGCAAGAUGGAGCUGAUUGCUCCGGGCCAGCCCGCGCGCGACCGCGGCUGGGAGUCGCUCUACUUUGUGCUGCACGGCACUGUGCUGCACGUGUACAAAACGGACAUUUCUCUGCUGUAUAACAAGAGUGUGUCGGUGGACGUCAUCUGGGGCCUGGCCAAGACGCCUCAUGUCCAUACCGUGCCGCUGAACGAGAGUUUGCACGACAACGAACCCGCGAGCGAAGAGCACGACAAGCGUGAUGCAGUGGCGCAUACCAAUGCCACCGGUCUCGAGGCGCUGCUCUCCAAGAGCAUUGACGUUAAGUCGUUGACGAACUCGAGGCUCCACGUGUCGGCCCCGGCUGAUCUCCCCCCCAAAGUGCCUGCAUCCAGCCAGCUUGAAUAUGACGAGCAGAUCAAGCUGGUGCACAAGGCCCUGCAAGAAAAUCGCAUUCAUUCCUAUUCGAUGGAGCGCGCGCAGUGCGGCCUCGCUGCCGACUACACCAAGCGCCAGCAUGUUGUUCGCAUGAAGGUGGCCGGCGAGCAGUUUUUGAUCCAGACCCGCAACAACUUCCAUGUGGUCGACUGGAUCGAGGCGAUCCAGGCCUCGGUGAACGUGUGCAUGGAUUUGGACACGCGUCCCAUGCCCAGCUUUAUCACAUUGCCGCGCCGCCGCCGCCGCCGCCACGGCAGCGAAGCUGUGUCACUCAACCAUCAUUCCGCUCAUUCAUCACACGCAGUGCCCUCAUGA